Phragmites australis (common reed) is the source of this 3017-nucleotide messenger RNA. RefSeq names its product 5-amino-6-(5-phospho-D-ribitylamino)uracil phosphatase, chloroplastic-like. The transcript has 2 exons. The record is from RefSeq and is a predicted model, not a curated record. Lineage: Eukaryota; Viridiplantae; Streptophyta; Magnoliopsida; Poales; Poaceae. The coding region runs from base 1992 to 2726 and encodes 244 amino acids.
UGUCCCUUGUCUAUCCGGAUGGGGCUCAUCGCCACCAUCCCAAGCCGGGGGGCGCCUCCUCCACUCCCCAGCUCCUGCCUCCCAUCCGCAGCUCAGCUGCUCGCUCCUCCUCUUCUCCUUCAGGGCUGUUUCCGUUGCAAGAUUGCCCCUUAAUGCUUCACAUUUUGCUUUGCAGAGCUGGGAUGGAGCUGAUUGUUCAUCAAAUCAUCGCGUGGUGUCAAGUCAGAUUUGUAGAACUUAUCAUUUCAAGAAGUUUCUCCCUGCGUAGGCCGAGCAGAUACAUUUCAAUCUGCGACUCUUUUAUGCUAUAGUGAACCUUUUAUUCUGAUACCUGUUGCAAGUUCGCCUAAAGUGCAGAAGGGAUCUCUAUAGUAAAACGUAUCGUUAGGCACUUCCCUUUUUUCUUAUGGUUUACUGUAGGUUCACAUGGUGGUCGAUCUGUAGAAAUGCUUGCAAGAAGUGUGGCCAUGCAUAUGUUUUCUUCCUAGGUUUCAAAUAUAUUGCAAGAGGGAGAGCUAAGCUAACAAAUCAAAUGCUUCUACCACUCUAGCUAACUGAUGGAAAAAGAAAGUCUCGCCCCAUUUGCAGAUUUCUUUGGUAAAUAUCGAAAAAUAGACAACAUACGGUACCGUAUUUAUCAAAAUAGAUAAUAUAUUGGUAUAUUUAUAAAUUUAGUAUGUGUAUUCGAUACCUCAAAUUCUGAAAACCCAAUUUCGACAUUGAGACACCGGAAAAGCGUGGCCCAGGAGUAUUCGGUGCUGCAAGUUGUGUGUGUACGUGUAAGUUUAAGUUUUAAAUUUAACUCAUGAUUUUAUUUGUGAGUAUAAAAAUUGUUCAAAAAUUCUAAAUAUUUUUAUAAACAAACUAGAACUCACUAGCAACCUGUUUUAAUUAGUUUGAUCUAUUUAGUAUUAGUGAUUUUUGAUAUUUUUGUCCAAAUAAGACUAUUUUAUAAAUUCUAGUAAUUUUUAAUACCUCAACUAAAUUCCAAAAAUCUAGAAAAAAUCACUAAUAUUCUUCUCAUGUGAUGUACUAAUUUAUAAAAAUCUUUCCAACCUUAGGUUAUUUGAUGAAAAAGUGAGUUCCUUUGUAAUGCUCCAUUUAUAUGCAUUUUUAUCAUUUUAUGUGAUAUUCUCUUUUUAAUUCAAUUUGAAUAAAAAAAAGUAUACAUUCAUAUUGAUACAUAGAAAAAAAAAAUCAAAAAUCACUAAUAUUAUUCUUAUGUGAUGCACGAUAAAUUGACUACAACUACUAACAUAAUAAAGCCAGACACUUAAGAAGCAUACAACUCAGGAAUUGCGAAUAUAUAUUUACAUUCAUCUUUUUAAACCAGGUAGUGAUGCGAUAAGUUCUAAUAUUUAUCAAUUAAAUAUGACAAAUGAUAUAUCCUUUAAAUAAUCAGAUAAGGAGCAUGCGGUGAGGAUGUCAUCUCUCAAAGCAGGAAGAAAAAAAAGGAAGAAAUGAAGUACAGAGACCAGGAAGAAGAGGCUUUAUAUUAAUACGAGAGGUUGCCCGUCAUUUUCAACUUGGUGCUCGCAAAAGAUAAAAUGGAGCGUGUUUGAAGUAAUCUGAGAAACCAAGGUUUUGUGCAUGUUUGAAUUUUUUAUUCAAAUUGAAUUAAAAAGAGAAUAUCAUAUGACAUGAUAAAAAAAACAUAUAAAUGGAGCAUUAUAAAGGCUUAAUAUUAAUAUGAGAACCAAGGUUUUGUUCAUGUUAAUUUUUAUUCAAAUUUAAUUAAAAAGAGAAUAUCACAUGAAAUAAUAAAAAUGUAUAUAAAUAGAGCAUUAUAAAAAAAACUCACAGAAAACCUUAGAAAUUGGUUCAUAAACUCACUUUGUAAUAAUAAAUGUGUAUAUAAAUAGAACUCACUUUUUCACUGUGCUAGCUUUACAAAUUGGUUCAUAAACUUCCUGAAAACCUUAGCUGGCUGUUGGUGCAACCAGAAGUUGCUAAAAUACCAGCCUCAAAGAAGAAAAAAACGGAAGGAAGAAAUGGUGACUGGUAACCGGCUUGGUGUGAUCUUGGAGUGGGAGGGAGUUGCUGUGGAAGUUGACGAUCCAGACUUGGAGCCCCGGGUUUGGUAUGUUCUGUCACUCGAAGAGGCAAAGUCUUUUCCUUCGGAUGCAGUGCUGAAGAAAAUUGAGGGAAUGAGAACUGAUCAGGCUAUAUCAGAAAUCUUACGUUGGUCAGAAGAUCCAGAAGAAAUUCAAAGGUUGGCAGCACGCAAGGAGUUAAUAUAUCAAACACUCCGAGGUGGAUACUACAAGCUGCGACCAGGUGUUCUUGAUUUCUUGAACACCCUUGUGGAUUUUGACAUUCCGAUAGCAAUCGCAGCUCCUCGCUCACGGAUGAUCCUUGAAGAAGGGAUCAAAACUGUUGGUCUGCAAGGCUAUUUUGAUGCUAUAGUUGCAUUAGAAUAUUUCUGCCAAGGGAAACCCGAUGGUGAGAUGUUUGAGGUCGUAGUGGAGCUACUUGGUCUUGAGCCAGCUGUAUGCAUUGUGUUUGGUAACUCAAACUUGACUACAGAAUCUGCACAUAUUGCUGGGAUGAGGUGCGUGGCAGUUGCGAGCCAACACCCAUCCUAUGAGCUCCAAGCUGCAAACCAUGUUGUGAGAUGGCUUGAUCAGCUGUCAAUUGUUGACUUGCAGAGGAUUGUUAAUGGUGAGGCUAUUGGUCGUGGGGGCAGAGAAUCUGACAUGGACAUGGAAAUUGUGUUCGAGGAAUGAUGCUUCUGCAAACAUGGUGUACCAAUAUAUUUUGUACUUAUAACUCUGAUAUAACUUAAUUAAUGCAUUAAAUUUUGUAAACAGGUCAAGCAGUGCAAUGAAUCAGGAUUAAGAGUAGUCCUGAGCUUGCAUUAACUGCUUGGUUUUCCCGUGAUGCAUCACUGGAACUUUUUUAGCUUAACCACUUUUAGUCAUUAGAAGUUGGAAGUGAAGAAACUCCCACCCUGUAACUCUUUUGCCUGGGCAGUAUAUACAUAUUGCCUUUUUUCUAUUUUAUUCCCCCAGUUUUCA